AUGCAAUCUAAGUCACCUAAAGUCAUCAAUGAAAAUCUUUGGAAAAGAAAAGGAAAAGAAGAUGACUCAAGUUUACAAAGUUUCUAUAUUGGAGUAUUGAAUAAAUUUUAUGAUAUUCGAAUUGAAAAACCUAAACUUAAUAAAAUGAAGGAAUAUCCAUUUUUUAGAAUUAUAUCAAUUGCUACAGAAAAUGAUGAAAUUCCAUUAGCUGAAUAUGUAGACAAUAGGUGUAAUGAAAUAUAUGAUUCAGACCUUUUAAAUGGUAUUCAAAUAUCUAGUGUAGAAAGGAGGUUUGAAAAGAAUUUAAUAAGAGAAACAUUAAAUAUUUUAUUGGAUGCAGUUGAAAUGAAAAAUUAUUUAGUUCAUUCAAGUAAAGGAAAGAUUCAUGUUGAUAAAAAUAUAUUUUAUAUUAAAGAUUUCUUUCACACUAAACAGAUUCUUGAUAAAGGACAAGAAAUUAAUUCAUUUAUAUGUUCUCUUUUUAAUAAUGACGAUGAUAUUCUCUUGAGUAGAAACGACUUUACAAUUCAACAAAUUCUUGGUUUUUAA
Molecule: messenger RNA, 549 nt
Organism: Entamoeba histolytica HM-1:IMSS
Lineage: Eukaryota; Evosea; Mastigamoebida; Endamoebidae
Exons: 1
Coding region: 1-549 (182 amino acids)
Source: RefSeq, a predicted model, not a curated record